Messenger RNA from Drosophila subobscura, 555 nucleotides. RefSeq lists its product as uncharacterized. The transcript has 2 exons. Bases 1 to 555 code for a protein of 184 amino acids. NCBI's taxonomy places the organism in Eukaryota, Metazoa, Arthropoda, Insecta, Diptera, Drosophilidae. The record is from RefSeq and is a predicted model, not a curated record.
AUGAAACUCACGCGCAUCGGUUGGCUCUUGGCUUUUGUGUCGCUGCAACGCGCAAUAGUGUCCAUCCGCCACAUAAAGGUCUUCGGGGAGUCCCGCUACAUGCGGGUCAAGACUCACAUUCACGAGGAUCGCACACACUUUGAUCUGAAUGUGCGCUUGGUCCGGGAGCUGGGCAGCAAUCAUUUGGUGAUGAAUGUCAAGGUGCGGGUGAAACCCGAUGGCAAGGAUAAAUUUGUGCGUUUGUUCGAGCUGAAACGCAUCAAUUUCUGUGGCUUUCUGAGCGAGUACAAUGCCAGUCCGAUGCUGCGACUUCUGUUCAAGAAAUCAGUCAUUUUGAGCGACAUUAUAGAGUGCCCCAUUCGUGUGGGCAACUACUCCAUGCUGAAUGCCGAUGUGGCCGAAAAUAUCUCACCGGAUGGUGUCCAGAAUGGCACCUACAAUUUCUUUACGGAAAUUGUCGAGGAGAGCGGAGAGAUAGCAAAAGUUUUUGCCAUGCAGGUCACCUCGACUGUACAGAUAAUAGAGCCAGAGCCGGAGCCAGAAAAUGGCGAGUGA